CAAAACAAGUUAGUUCCUGUUAUCGCUUAUAUUAUUAGAGCUACACACAGCAGGUCGCUCAGUUCUCUGGAAGUUCUUAAGAACGUACUGAGAACCGGCAAAACACAACAUCCUCUCUCUAUUCUGAAGAUUUUCCCAUGGCAGAAACCUAAAAGUACAGCCUCAACUCUGACCAUCACCAUUACAAAGUGCUGACACUGGAUACUCUUUACAUUGAUUUUUUAUUUAUUUAUUUAUUUAUUUAUUUUAAAACAAAUGUCUCCUUAUAGAAUUCUUCACCCGAUCAAACAAUUAUAUAUGCUCCUUGUUUUCCUUUCCUUUUCCUUACAGGUUUAUUAAUCUGGUUAUAUUUUUUUAUUGGGCUUAUGUGGAUAGUUCACCAUACACCUGCUUGUGAAUUAUAGUAUUGCUUUACUGUAGAAACUCUAACAUAUUACAACUGACAUUAUUGUCAGAGCUGUUAUUCUAGAAAAUUAAUCAACACAUUCUGACCAAUCAGAUUCGAGAAUUCAUAUAACAACUCAUUAAUCCCUUCUAGGAAGUUAAUAUAUAGGCCUAAUUAUGGCACAGAGCCAUAAUUUCAGAUCAAAGCUGCACAAACGUUUAACUUGCAUCUUGCAUAUGUUUUUUUUUUUUUUUUUCUGGAGUGCUUUUGUAUUGUUUUUUUAUUAUUAUAUAUAUAUUUAUUUAUUUUUAUUUAUUUUAUUUUUUUUUUGGAUUGAGCUACUUUGGGUACAAAGAGUACUUCUGUUGAAAGUGUAUUAUUAAAUCUUUAAACAUUACAAUUACAAAUCCACACAUAUAGAAAAGAUAUUCAAAGAAGUCAAAAACUAUUUAAACCCUUUCAACAUAAACAUCAAAACAGCCCCAUGAAUGCACAUGUGCCUCUGUUGGUUACAGUAAAUAAUAAAGUCCUCCGGAACACAAGGGGGCACCAGUGCGCCUGGCUCGCUUGUGUGAGCAAGAGAACAAAAGACGGCUGUAUUUCAAAUACCUUCUUGUUGAAUACAUAGUGCGCUUUGUUUGGUGUAUUUCAUUGUUUCAUCCCCUGCGUAGUGCGCUUAUAGAGAGAGCAGUUAGCUGUUUGGAAUUUGCCCGACAUUUGCCGCUAAGAGGUCGUCACGGUGUCGUAAAAUUGUCGCACAUAUAUAGGUGUCCCGGCGCUAAGUUAUGUAAACACGCGAUACUUAGGAAUGGCCAGGAGAGUUAAAAUGUGAAAAAUAUUUAGUUAUAUUCAUAUUUAUCCAUGUUUCUGGUGUAGAAGUGAAGAUGGCAUCCUUCAGCAGAGACGAGAUGAAUCAUUUGCUGAUGGAGGUGAGUCCUGACAUCCAUAUCUGUGGCUUCUGCAAGCAGCAGUACAACAACUAUGAGGUGUUUCUUGCACACAAGCAGAGUGGCUGUCAGCUUCAUACCACAGACAUCUCAGUCACAAGUACUGGAGCUGCUGAAGCUGUGCAAGAGUUUCCUUUGGAGGAGGCAUUGCAGACCUGUGUGUCAAAGGCCGUGAAGAAGACGGUAAAAACCCAGAAACCAGCCUCCAAAAAGCUGAAACCUGCACUCACCCAAAAGCGACGCAUUUGCAGCUUCUCGGGUUGUACAUUCAAAACCCAGUAUGGCCAGAAGGACAUGGAAAGGCACAUGCUAACUCAUACCGGCGACAGGCCGUUUGAGUGUGAACUGUGCCACAAACGCUUCAGCCGGCGGGACAAGCUGAACCUGCACAGCCGCUCACACACCGGGGAAAAGCCACACAAGUGCAAGCACUGCACAUACGCCGCCACAGACAGCAGCAGCCUGAAAAAGCACCUGCGUGUGCACUACGACGAGAGGCCCUUCAAGUGCCAGAUCUGCCCAUACGCCAGCCGCAACUCCAGCCAACUCACCGUGCACCUGCGCUCACACACAGGUGAUGCCCCAUUCCAGUGCGGUGAGUGUGGUGCCAAAUUCAAAAUCAACUCGGACUUGAAGCGUCACACACGUGUGCACUCGGGUGAGAAGCCGUAUGCGUGCGAGCUGUGCGAUUACCGCUGUGCCAUGAAGGCCAACCUGAAAUCGCAUGCCCGGCUGCGCCAUGGUGCCUACGCCUGCUCAGAAUGUGACUUCCAGUGCACAGCCAAGGCGGCACUGCGUGCACACUCCCGCCAGCACGCACCCGCCCGUCCCCUACGCUGCAGCUGCUGCCCAUACUCCUGCACGAGCAAGGGGGCACUCAAGAGACACGAGCGUGUGCACUCGGAUGAGCGCCCGUUCACCUGUCACCGCUGCCCCUUCGCCAGCAAACAGCGUGCCAACCUGCUCGUCCACAUGAGGAAGUGCCAUGGUGAGAAAGUUCUAGAGGGGCUCAGCAAAAGUGCCAAACGUGGAAAAGCAGGAGAUGAGUCACCCAAUCCUGCAGGUUCACGGUACCGGGUGAGGCUCGAAGCAGCGCGGGCGUUCCGCUGCAACCUGUGCGAGGCGUCGUUUGUGAGAGAAGAUUCGUUGCGAAGUCAUAAGAGGCAACAUAAUAACACAGAAAAACAGCUCAGACUCGCACAGACACAAAAUAGUGCUGCAAAACCAACAGAUAAAGGGCCCGAGCAGGUUUCGUUGACGCUCCCAAACGGGUCGGUUCCUUCCUAUGGAAACGCGCAGCUCAAGAUCUUUGUAGCGCCUCCUCUAGGUCAGGAAGGAACGUACAUCCAGGCAGCAGUGGACGUCCCGUCUUCUAAACCUGGAACAGUUCUGCUUAGUUCAGAAGGCCAGAAUGUAAUUCUCAACCCUAUCAUACAGCAGGUUAGCCUGUUAACCCCAGUGCAACACAUGACCCCACCAGAAGGCAGCCUCGAGCACCAGACCGUCUUACUAACUCACAUCAGUGGCAGUGAAGAAAACCCUCUACUGCAGACAAAUGUUUCUUCUCAAACCCCGAUAGAGACUCAGACCUUUAUCAGUUCCACUUCAUCUUCAGAAAGCAGCCACGCGUUCAUCACGGCAUGCUCGGACCUUGACAGCCUGCACGCCCUCAUCCAGCAGGGCGGCGCUGAGGUCACUGUGGUCACCGAGGGCCACGCCUCCAUCACUACAGCAGCGACAGCACGCUCCACCUUCGACUCUCCACUGGACGUUGAAAGGCCACCAUCUGAGGAUGACCUGAAGCAGUCAGGGGAGGGGAAUCCAGCUCUGGACGAUGGUUUGGUUGUGCCUGAUAUAAACAUUGAGCCGUCUAGUUCCCUUCUUGUACACAAUGUUACCUUGUCAAUCUCGGAGCAGGAUCAGCAGGCACCCAUCUACCAGCUCUCACCCCAUCAGAUCUUCUCCGACUCUAAUCCACCAGACAGGAUUGAGGACUGAGCAAGAACAUUUCUGUUUCAUAACUUCUGAGAUUUGUUUGAUAUGUUUAUGUUUAACAGAGAUAUUUUUAUACUCAUUCAUGGCAUGCUGCUUGUCUAGAGCUCUUGUAAGUACAUACAAUGAUUACAGAAUGUACAAAUUGAGGUGGGGGGGGGUUCUGAAAGAGUAAAAUUGUGUAAUCCUUAAUUUUCUUGUUUACUCGUCUAAAAUGGUUCCAACCGAUACAGUAUUUUUCUGACCAGCAGGCAGGUGCUAAUCCGUAUACCGUAUAUAAUCACUGGUCACUUUAAUCGGAACGUCUGUAGCCCUGCUCAUUCAUGCAAUUAUAAUUAUCAGCCAAUCAUGUGGCAAGAAUGCAAUGGAUAAAAUCAUGCAGG
This is a messenger RNA of Ictalurus furcatus (blue catfish), 3707 nucleotides long. RefSeq names its product zinc finger protein 64 homolog (mouse) (gene zfp64). Gene Ontology annotation, molecular function: DNA-binding transcription factor activity, RNA polymerase II-specific; RNA polymerase II cis-regulatory region sequence-specific DNA binding. Bases 1270 to 3330 code for a protein of 686 amino acids. NCBI's taxonomy places the organism in Eukaryota, Metazoa, Chordata, Actinopteri, Siluriformes, Ictaluridae. The record is from RefSeq and is a predicted model, not a curated record. The transcript is spliced from 6 exons. Gene Ontology annotation, biological process: regulation of DNA-templated transcription.